Molecule: messenger RNA, 1614 nt
Organism: Schizosaccharomyces osmophilus
Lineage: Eukaryota; Fungi; Ascomycota; Schizosaccharomycetes; Schizosaccharomycetales; Schizosaccharomycetaceae
Gene: sle1
Product: eisosome assembly protein Seg1
Exons: 1
Coding region: 1-1614 (537 amino acids)
Source: RefSeq, a predicted model, not a curated record
AUGAGCAAUGGUUCAAAAAACUAUAAUGCGCAGUUGACUGCAGCAGCAGCUUCAACAGCUCUUCACAAUCCUAGGGGAUAUAAUAACGAUGAAAACCAUAGAACAGUAAACUCUUUCCUUGGAAACCGUACUCUAACUUUCUCAAGUUCUACAAAAUCACCUCAGUAUGACUACUUACGAUCAAAGGCAAUGCACACGCCGUAUGUUCCAAGAACAAGUGGUAGCAAUUUGCGUAAUCCAAACCCGGUCUAUAAUCCCUCUUCUCCUGCUGCAAGUAGUUAUACACCCUCAAGUACUGGAAAAAGAUAUACUUUGACUUCCGCUUCUGCAAAGUAUCUCACAAAAUCUGAAAGACAGAGAAAUCCUUCUAGCUAUGCAAACGACUUUACUCCUUCUUUUUCCCUUCCUAUAGAGCGUCAACGUGCACCGUCUAUCACCAGCAACAUUUCGGAAACUCCUAGUACUAGAGAUUAUGAGGAUUCUCGAUUACAUACGAAGGCCCCUCAGUACGCUCGAGAAAUUUCUCAACGACCUAAUAAUGUCGGUCAAACAAUACAAGGAAGUACAACCUCAACGAAUCGUAUCCCUCUUUCAAGCCGAAACAGCCAUCUGGGCUCUCCUAUCCUUACAAACAACAUUAGAUCUAUUGUUUCAAGUAGCGCGCCCUCUUCACCAGCUGGUAAUCAAGCUUCUUAUUCAGUUUCAUCUCCUUUACAACGUUCUAGCACUGUAGGGCGCCCUUCACCAGGUUCGAUCCAAAAAUCAGCUAUGAAAAAACAUUCUCCAGUCGUUUCGGUUGACGGACAAUUACCCGAAUAUACGCCUAAGAAACGCGUAAGCAUUUACGAGGAUAAGGACAGUAAUAGGAUGGAUAACUCUUCAUCAGAAUCGCUUUAUCAGGACGUCAAUGAAGAAUUUGAAUCUAACCCAACUGAGUUGAGUGGAUCACCUGCUUUCUAUGUUCCAUCAACAAAACGUAUCUCUGUUAUACCAUCCAAUGUUCCUCGCAGUCCUUCUCACUCUGCCAAAUCUGACAAUACGCAGUUUAUAUCUUUAGAAGAUGCUGCGAAAAAAAGAGUUGAAGAAAUGCUUAGACAAAUGGACGGUAAUAAUCAAACCAAUAGUAUGAGUCAAAUGUCUAACAACGGUCUUCCAUUGGAAACUAUUCCAGAUGACAAUACGUCUUUUGUUUCAGAAAGCAGCUUCGAUCGCGAUGGCAACAGAGGCCGUGGUCGAAACCUGCUUGCUAAAUUAAAACCCAAAAGGUCUAGCUCAAAGGCAUCACGUGACUUGCCUUAUGGUCAUUACGGUGCUUCUUAUUCCUCUUUGGUAGGCAAUGGCAACGGCCGUUAUACACUGCGUGGGUCUAACGCGGGUAAUCAACAACGCGAACCUAUUUAUUCUCUUCGGCAAACAUCCCAACCUGAUAAUACGCACGAAAGAAGAUCUUACACUUUCAGUGGUACUAACCCUAUGGCGACGGAUGAUACAGCUUAUGAAAAUAGAUUUGUCAAUGAUAGUGACAGUAUGCUGGAUAAUCAACCUCCUCAAAAGCCCAAGAAAAAGGGAAAUAAGCUAAAAGCCUUUAAAAAGCUUUUUAAAAUCAGAUUUUGA